Striga hermonthica is the source of this 1383-nucleotide messenger RNA. The record is from the annotation of a GenBank genome assembly. Lineage: Eukaryota; Viridiplantae; Streptophyta; Magnoliopsida; Lamiales; Orobanchaceae.
AUGGCAUCUUCUUCCGAUAAAACCUGUGAUUCUCAAAAAUCAAACAAAUAUCAAGAUGAAAUUGAAAACAAGAGCAAAAGGAAAAAAAUUCAGAGUCAGAGGCUAAUUUCAAAGAAAAAGCGGGGACGUGAGCAAACCGAGAGGUCCGAGACCAAAAAGAAAUCAUGGGUGUGGAAGCAUUUUGCGGUCGUGAAGAAGCCACUGAUGAAACGAGGAGGGGAUAAUGGUCCAAGUUGGAUUAACCAACCGAGCUCAAUGCAGGGGAACAAGGGACUGAAACAAUUGAAAAGAAAGAAAGAUAAAGGUGUGAGAGGGAAGAAAGUGGGGCCUCCAACUUAUGAUGAUUGGGAAAAAGCUGCUACAUUUGUGAAGUUUUUGAGAGUGUUUUUUGACGUCACUUUGAAUAUUAGUGCUUCAAGCAAACCUACUGCUCACAAAGCAUUUCGUGAUAUUGUUUCAUUAAAAUGUGAGAUUGAAGAGAUUUUUGAUGCCCCAAUCACAAACCACAGCACAGAUUAUGAGAAAAAAUUGUUCAACAUGUCAGUCCAAAUGAGGAGCAAGUACAACAAGUACUUUGAUUCACUAGAUGAUGUGAAUCAGCUCCUGAUUGUUGCUUUGGUGUUAGACCCUAGGUUCAAGCUAAGGUAUUUUACUAGAGUUCUUGAGAGGAUGAUGAAUUAUGAUGCCUUUACUGUAAAGGUAAGGACAGAAAGGUUGAAAGAGUUGAUUGUUACUCUUACUGACUUGUAUGCUUCAAUGAAUGGUGUUCAAAGCUCUAACACAAAAAAGGCAGAUGGUGAUGAAACUGGGAGUGGAAGCAGUUGUUCUUCAAACAAGCUGACAGGGAAGAAAGCAAAAAUGAUGGAAGAUUGGAAAAAAGACCUUGAAGAUGUUGAUGAUGUUGUAGUUGCUCAUGAGGUUGACAGAUACCUACUUGAUCCAAUUGAGAAGCCAGGUCCAGGAGUUGAUUUUAAUAUUUUGUCAUGGUGGAAGCUAAUUGGAGGUAAGUAUCCUAAUUUUCAAGCACUUGCAAAAGAUGUGCUAGCCAUUCAAGUUAGUACUGUUGCUUCUGAGUCAAGUUUUAAGAAUGGGAAAAGAGUUAUUGAUCCUCAUAGGAGUUCAUUAACUCCCAGAUCAGUGGAAGCAUUGAUUUGUCUUCAAAGUUGGCUUAAGUCUGAUUCAAUCACAACCCUUGCAUACACUCCUACCCCAGAUGAAAUUGAAUGGCUUGAAAAAACUGAACAAGAAUUGGAUCAAGAGGAGAGAGAGCAUAGAGAGAAGUUGGAGAAACAGAAGGAAAUGGAGUUGAUUGAGAAGAAAAAUAAAGCUGAAAAAGCCUCAAAAGGCUCUGAUGCUGGAACUUCUUCCAAAAUGAAAAUUUGA